UUAGCUCGGUCGGUCGGUCGGGCAGACAGGCUUAGGGUUAGGCAGGCAGCGCUAGUGGUGCAAUAAUUUGUGACUUGUGGGGGGAGACUAGGAGAGAUAGCAGAGGGAGAGAAUUUCCACAAACGAAUCUAAGGCGCGCAGGGGGUGAUUUGAUUGAAUGUUGACUCGUCCCAUCGAGCAAACAAAAUUCCUCUUUGCGCAUUCAAUGUUACUUUACUCCAACCUUUCGAGGGCCGACGACGCGAUUACAACUUUACAGGUUAUCAGCAUGGCGGAGCCUUCUUCUUUCUAGUACACGAACGCACAUACACACUCGACGCACACUCACUCGCCUCCUGGCACACAACAUGAAUGUAGGUCAUAUAUCGGGAAGUAGGGGGUACCCACCGGCAGGGCAGAAUUGUCAUGGGCCCCUUUCCAGCUCGAUGCUUGAUUGCGCAACUUCAAUAUCUCGCUCGAUGGCAUUUGUUCUUUUGCCUUUUGCCUUUCUUCUCCUCCUCCUUCAACUCCCUGCCUGCUUGCCUGCUUGCCUGCCUCCCUUCCUUCUACGGGAUCCCCGAACAUGACAUGACGUGACAUGCUCCUCCGCUUUUCUCUCGAUCGAAUAUCUUCAUCUUCCUCGCAUGUAAGUAGUAAUCGAGUGCCUCGAUGGGACGAGGACGACGAGGACGACGAGGUUGAGGUUCGCUCGCGGCCAUGGUCAUCGUCUCUUGGUUUCCCUCGCUCGUUGGCCCUGGUUAUGGUCAUGGUCAUGGUCGUCAUCGUCUCUUGGUUCCCCUCGGCUCUCGAUGGCCGGCUGGCCCAUCGAUCCAACGACGAGGGGAACGAAGGGGCGAGACGGGACUCGCAUUUGACCGCGACCGCAACCACGACUGCGACUGGCGGACGGUGGAGUGCCGGGGGUCGAACGCGGUCGGGCGUUUGGAGAGCUCGGCUUCCGGGAAGAAGACAGCGAUGGAGUGGGAGGGGAUCGAUCAUGACACAGAGGAGCAUGUGGAUUAUGCUCGAAAAAGAAGGUGCGAGCGAGAUGCGAGAGGAAAAUUAUGCCCCCAGCAAAUCCACUGCGCUGUUUGCACAUGAAAUCAUAAGUCAUGUCCUCGGCAUACCCCACUGUCCAGAGCAGUCAAGUGGAUUGCGUGUGAGCCUGUCUGGUCAGAGGGCAAAGCACUCCCUCCCCCCCACAGAUGCAAGAGUGCUUUUGAAUGUCGUCGUCGUCGUCCUCCUCGUAGUAGUAGCUGGUGGUAAAAAGGCGAACUCUCUCUCUGUGUCUGUCUGUCUCUCUCUCUCUCAGGAGGGGGGAGAUUUAUCGUCCUUCGUGUAAUCCACUUUCGGAAGAAUGGUUGUCUGUCUGGCCACAUUUCAAGCCACAACAAAGCAUGCUCCAUGUAUGCCGCUGGUAAAAGCGGCCUCUCUACACGAGACCAAAAGUGCACACUUAUCUUCAUAUACGCUUCACAUGCC
Molecule: messenger RNA, 1461 nt
Organism: Marchantia polymorpha subsp. ruderalis
Lineage: Eukaryota; Viridiplantae; Streptophyta; Marchantiopsida; Marchantiales; Marchantiaceae
Source: the annotation of a GenBank genome assembly